Molecule: messenger RNA, 502 nt
Organism: Racocetra persica
Lineage: Eukaryota; Fungi; Glomeromycota; Glomeromycetes; Diversisporales; Gigasporaceae
Source: the annotation of a GenBank genome assembly
AGAUGCAAACAAUUCUCUAGCUAAAUUAAAAUCCACGUUAAAUAAAAUCGUUAACUUAACUGAAGAAUACAAUCCAAUUGAAAUUGUUUUUUAUAUUGAUAUAUUAGAAAAUAAUAUUGUAAUAUUUUUACCACCUAAAGAUGAUGAACUCAAUAAAAAAAUAAAUAAACUAUUCAUAGACGCCACCAGACCAUACAAACCGAUACUACUUUUUGCAGAUGAUGAUGAUGAACCUCCUAAUCCACUUAUGCAAAAACGUCAAGAAAGUUCUAGUGGCUCAAUAUCUGGAAUGAUUUUAAGUGGAGAUGGCAUAGCUGGUGCGGGUGAUUGUGGGGGAAUUGUAUUUUCUUACCGAGAUUUGCGUUUGGUGAGUCUAAUCGGUAUAUUCAGUGCAUCUGGGUAUGUUUCUGUAACUGUACCAUUGAGAACAAUUCUCGAUAAAUUUGAAGUAGAGCCUUAUUUACUUAAAUCUCUCGAGGACCCUGAAGAUAUCAAUUCUUGA